This is a messenger RNA of Cucurbitaria berberidis CBS 394.84, 3472 nucleotides long. Its product is annotated as glycosyltransferase family 8 protein. Gene Ontology annotation, cellular component: cytoplasm. Gene Ontology annotation, molecular function: glycosyltransferase activity. The transcript is spliced from 5 exons. The record is from RefSeq and is a predicted model, not a curated record. Lineage: Eukaryota; Fungi; Ascomycota; Dothideomycetes; Pleosporales; Cucurbitariaceae. Bases 336 to 3167 code for a protein of 943 amino acids.
GGAAACGCUCGAGGCCCUCUCUCAACCAUUUCUUGUAGCGCACAAGACCUUGUCACGCUUUCCUGCUUCCAGCACUCUCUUCAAAUUCAUUUCCGAGCAAAGGUGACGGCAUCUGCAGACUCUGCCGCCUUCCUACGCACUAACACUGCGCUUUUGGAGCUCUUGCAUACCUAGCGAUAUUGUCAACUGCACGCUGCGAUCGGCGCCAACUGCUAGCUACCUACGUCGCUGCGGGGAAGCACCCACAAAACACCACGAACCUCCCCAUCUGACUUGAACGCUCAAUUGUCUCUUGCCACGAGACUUGCUCCUGUUUGCCCUCCGGCAUCUGCAACAUGGCGCAACCUUUGGAAGACGUGUACUGCACGCUUCUUAUGAGCGACUCGUACCUACCAGGCGCCGCUGUCCUCGCCCAUUCUCUACGCGAUGCGGGUACUACCAAGAAGCUUGCCGUUCUUGUAACUCUAGAGACCCUGUCUGCCGAUACCCUCGCGCAGCUCAAGGUCUUGUAUGACUAUCUGAUACCGGUCGAGCGCGUGAGAAAUGCCAACUCUGCGAAUCUCUACCUCAUGGGCCGUCCCGACCUAGCCUUCGCCUUCACCAAGAUUGCGUUAUGGAGACAAACACAAUUUCGCAAGGUCGUGUACCUUGAUGCCGAUGUUGUAGCUCUGCGGGCACUCGAUGAGCUGUUCAACAUUGACGCGCCCUUUGCGGCAGCACCAGAUAUCGGCUGGCCCGACGCCUUCAAUAGCGGUGUCAUGGUCAUCACACCAAACAUGGGCGAAUACUGGGCAUUGCAGACUAUGGCGGCCACCGGGGACAGCUUCGAUGGCGCAGAUCAGGGCCUGCUGAACCAGUACUUCGAGCAUCGUCCAUGGCAGCGACUGAAGUUUACCUACAACUGCACGCCAAAUGCAGAGUAUCAGUGGGAACCAGCGUACCGAUACUACAAGAGAGACAUUGGUGCGGUUCAUUUUAUUGGCAAGGACAAGCCAUGGUCAGGCUCCCGAAAGAGCGGGUCUGGUGUCUACGGCGAACUCCUGGCUCGAUGGUGGGCGGUACAUGACAGGCAUCUCAGGAAACCAGAGGCAGCUUCUCAGUCGGAAAAGCAGCAGCUAGAACAAGCGACGGGUAAGGCACAAAGCAACCAAAGUGCCACCUCACGCUCAGCCCAAACUGAACUGGGAGCCCACACCACUCCUACUAUUGAAGAAGCAAAGAAUGUUGACCAAGGACUGGCAGAACCAACACGGACCGUACAGCAGCGUCAAUUUUCUGCUCCCGAUAUGGAGUGGGAUGCAACAAGAUCCGAGCCCCCAACACAGUCGAGACCCGAAGCAGCCAAUUUCCCAAGCCAGACGUAUACUUUUAGUGAAAGUCGUUCGCUCUACAAGGCGCCAAGGGCCUACCCUGAACCCCCGAGAGACCUGUGGUACAAACUACCGGAGAACAAACCGAAACCUGCCGAAACACCCAAACCUAUCUUCCCCUGGGAGAAAGAACCCGACAGACCCAGGGCUACGCGUGUUUUUGCCGAAGACCUCCCAUCCGAGCCAACACCUUCCGCAGUCUUGUCGCCAACCCAUCCUUUCUCUACAGUGCAUUACGAUUACGAAGACGAACUAGAGGCUGGGCCUGGAGAUGCGGGCGUAGGGGUCACAAGCCCUGGAAAUGUCUCUUCGCCGAAGUCUGCUGACGAGCAAUGGCAGACCUUCCAAGAGAGUAAUCGUAAUGCGUGGGACACCGUUCCUGGAAUCGACAACUAUGUACGCGCAAUAAUGGACUCACAUGGGAGGCGUGGUAAGACCCAAAUCCUUCAGCAGUCCACUGGCACAGAAGACAUUGCUUCGCCUUUGCUUGAACGCAGGAACCGUCGCGAGAGCCUCAUCCUUACCGACUUCCCGUCAGCCGUAGAAAGGCCAAGUCUUCCCGUAACGCCAGCGCCCCUCCGACGUCCUUCGUUCUGGGGAGAGGAAAGAAAUGAGGCGGGCCAGCUUCCAGUAGCAGAAGGGGUUCCUGAUCAAACCGAAUGGGUAUGUCCGCAUUGCGGUUUUUCAUCAGUCAAUGCGUCAGAUUUCCAUCGUCGUCGCGAAUCGCUUGCUUCUGCUAGCACCGUUGUAGCCACCCCUCUACCCUCUGCUGUUUCUGCUAUUUUACCCAAAGCCAGUCCUACAAAAGUAGAGUUACCGGCGGAGCUCAAGACCGCUCCUUCAAAGGACGAAAGGGCAACGCUGCCCAAGCCUAGUUCCACAGAGGACUCAGCGAGGGCAGCAACACCGCGAAUUCCAACGAUAUUGCACCCGCGCCGUGGUCUUAGUGCCAGUGGAGUUCCAUUAGCGUCUUUGACCAGUCCUGAACUUUGCGCCCAUCACACGCACUCUCCUGGCCCCAGCGCGUCUUUGUCUUCUGCAUCUGCUAAUCCCAGUGAAAAGCUCGAUCAGUUACGACGGUCCUCACUCGUCGAGUUCGAGCACCUGAAGAAUGAUGAACAUCCAAACCCGCCGUUACGAGCGCUACCAGAACAUUCAGUCGUUACAGAGUAUGACACGGUGACUUCGAACAUUCCGCGUAGUGGAAGUACUUCACCUCCCGGAGUAGAUAGCGUUGAUGGAGCGUCUGAAAGAAAGAUCGCACGGUCACCUGCGCCGGCAGCGUCAAUGGGCACUGCAUCCGCCGUACAUCACUCAUUAGGUCGCGUUGCGAGGGAGUCUUUUGCAGAAGACCAACCAGAAGAGGGCCAGACUGGAGACGAGCCGGUAUCUUCUGCGGAGCAAAGCUCGCCUAGCAAGCCUGCGGACCGGUCAUCCUCGACCGGACAAAACACAAGGCUCUUUGCAGCAGGAGGCUUCACGUCUCAGCCUCACACGUUCGACCACUCAUCUGGUGGAGACAAUAAUAGCUCGCAGUUCUCCUCUGAAGUUUCGAAUACCUACAGCCAAGACUUCUCGAGUUCGACAUCCCAGCAUUCGACCUCAACACACGGAUCUGCAGCUCAGCAGCACUCGGGCUCUACGGGUUCGCAGGUCAAAGCCGGCAAUACCACGUUCACGCUGCCAGACUUCGGUGACAGUAGCUCCAGUCAGGCCACAGCUGGUAAAGACGAGAUUUUGAGUCCUACGCAGCCUGGAGGCGAGGAGGACGCGAGGAAGGGUCCAGGUCUGUUCUAGCUUUGUUCUGCAGGCUUGAUGAUCGCUAUGCGCAAUGUGUAAAGUCUUGUUUGUUCGUGUGCCGGCAGCCUCGUUUUCACUGUUCAUGCAUGUUCAUAGCUUAUCCUCAUGUACCAAUAGCUUCCCUUAUCGUCUGUUCACGAUACCUUUUUAGCAUUCGCAUCAGCAUACAUAGCGACGAACUAUCAUUUCGUCAUUCGUUACGUCUGCUUAUCAGUUGAUCAAAUUGACCGUUUGCAUAGGACAAUCUACUAUAUCGUGCCCUCAGAACGUAGAUGCUUGGCUCCCAUAAAUAAACCUCAGAC